Messenger RNA from Gongylonema pulchrum, 450 nucleotides. NCBI's taxonomy places the organism in Eukaryota, Metazoa, Nematoda, Chromadorea, Rhabditida, Gongylonematidae. The record is from the annotation of a GenBank genome assembly.
AUGUUUCAGAGACAGUCUUGGCCACCGAGAACCGAUGCUGCUCCACCUCGACGUACACCUCCAUUACCUCCUCGUUAUGACUCAUCAUCGGCUGGUAAUAGUCCAUCUGUUAUUCACAGGAAGUUAAUUUUUGACGUACUAAAGCGCUUCAAACAAAUGGGGCAUGAUUGCCGUAGUGGCGGUUAUUUGAAUGAUUCCGAAGGGGUUCUGCAACUGCGUAUGAGAGGCAGCUUGUUCGUCGAACAGUAUUUCGCAGCUGAAGUUUUCACCAGUGCCAGAAGGUCCAUCGUACGUGAAUGUUAUGACCACGAAUGGGAAAGCGAACUACGAAAGGCUGCAGCAGCAGCAGUACGUGAACACUGCUGUGAUAAUGGUCAUGGCCGAAUUGAUGAUCUUUUUUGCCAGAAAACAUAUGAAAUUGGCUUGCCGCUGAAUUGUUGUCAUCAGUAA